Molecule: messenger RNA, 2755 nt
Organism: Oryzias melastigma (Indian medaka)
Lineage: Eukaryota; Metazoa; Chordata; Actinopteri; Beloniformes; Adrianichthyidae
Gene: plin6
Product: perilipin 6
Exons: 8
Coding region: 788-2410 (540 amino acids)
Biological process (GO): lipid storage; positive regulation of triglyceride storage
Cellular component (GO): lipid droplet; cytosol
Source: RefSeq, a predicted model, not a curated record
UGAUAUAGAAGCUUUUUGGGGAAAAUAUUUCCCCAUUUAUUUUUUAGCUUGAACAUAAUCAUAAUAAACAACUUGUGUCUCAUUUUUUGCAACAAAUAAAUAACAGUUUUGUGUCCCAUUGCUGAAAUGAGUAAUACUGUCUGUGACGAGCAUCAACACAAUUGAAAUGAUCUGUAAAAUUCAGUGUUAACAAUAGUUAACAUGAACAGCAGUGUCACUACUUAGUGUAAAAUUGUCGUAAACAACAGAACAAAAAUGAAAUAAUUCAAGUAGGUGUCAGACACAUUGGUGUAACGUGCGCCCCCUAUCUGCCUCCAGAGGAACGCCUCAUCAAAGGAUGACGAAUAAAAAGUUUUCCAGCCUCUUCAAAUGAAAUUAAAAGGUCGAUACUUGGAGAGAAAACAUCCAGAAUCAAUGGCAGGACAAAAUAUCGCGAUAUGUUGCAGUAUUAUUUCAGCACAGCGUUCGUUCAGUGUAGCAGGUGAACCGAUGAGGACUUUGUGUUGAAUUUUGUUUCUGUAUUUGGUGUUGUGUCUAUAAAAUGGAGAAAUGUAGGAAUGUGUGACUUGUAAUGAGGACGUCCGUGUUAUCUGCUAGUGAUGUGAUAUAAAGGAUGUUGAUCUGGAGGGAAUGUGUGUGCUUCAGGAGUUACCGUCAGGAGCAAGCGCUUCCUCCAACAGCAGAAAGGGUUUCAUGGAAAGUCUGAUCAUCAGAUGUGAGACGACUUUCCCUCAUCUGGAUGCAGUUUGUGUGUCUGUGCGUUUGUGUCUUCAGUGUUUCCUGCUGAAUGUUGUCUUUCAUUUCCUCCUCAUCGAUUGGUCACAGCAGUAAAUGUCGAUUCGUCAGCUUGGCUGCUAAAAGUCAAACCCCUUUUUUACGAUCCCAAACGAUCCUCGAACACCUCGGCCAAUCAGGCGCCUGCUUCCAACCGCAGCCGCAUUCUUUGAGAUCAGGUUAUAAAGUCCGGUCUGUUUGGUCUUCGUCAGCCCUCCACUGCUUCCUCAUCACUGGAGCUUCUCUGAUGAUCGGGACAAUGGCAGCUCGACAGGAUCAUGAGACUAGUGCCUUGCUCAGAGUGUCCCACCUCCCUCUGGUGCGCUCGCUGGUGCAGUCCGUCACGUCAGCGUACUCGGGCGCCAAAGACCGAUACCCUCUGCUGGGCCUGAUGGGCGGGGUGGCGGAGGUCGGUGUUCGGAACAUUUCUGAGGAGGCCCUGAGACGAGCCACGCCCCUCCUGGAGAGUCUGGAGCCCCAGAUCGAAGCUGCAAACAGUUUUGCCCUCGUCGGUCUGGACAGUCUGGAGAAAAACUUCCCCUUCCUGAACCAGUCUUCAGAGGAGGUGCUGACCCACCUGAAGGACGCCUUCUUCCUGACUCUGGACGACGUGCAGAUGUGGGUGGUGGACGGUCUGGACGGCGCUCUGGAUCAGGUGGAGCGCCUGGCGGAGGGGGUCCGGCAGGCCGGCCGGCAGCUGCAGGAGACUCCGGUGGGUCAGGCGGCCGCCCUGGGACUGGACAACAUCCUGAGCCGCGUGGAGGACGCCACCGCCUACUACCUGCCCCUCCCACCCACCAUGCGUCGGGAGUGGGAGAUGAGGGUCCAGGAGUACGAGGAUGAGGAUGAGGAUGAAGAGCCCGGCCUGUGGACGCGGGUCCGCAGCCUCCUGCUGACGCUGAGCCUCCAGCUUUACUACCGCCUCAGCAAGGUCAGGGAGCAGCUGCAGCGGGCCGUCCGGACUCUGGGGGGCGCUGCCAACACGGUGGGUCUGACGGUUGUCCUGGACCUGACAGGUGAUCUGCUGCAGUAUACGCAGAACCUGGUGGUGGCGCUGUUGUACCGGGCAGAGAGUCUCAGAGACGUCACAAUGAGGAGAAUCAAGGAUCGGGCCACGGCGCUGGCAGAGAUGAGACCGCUCCAGCAGAUGCGAGAGCUGCCGGACCAGAUCCAGCAGGUUCUGAAGGAACUGCAAGAGCUUUCCAAGAUCCUUCUGCAGCUGGUGAUCAACAGCACGCCGCUCUACAAGCUGCUGGAGCAGCCGUCCCACCAGGAGGUGCAGGACUUCCUGAACCAGGAGGACGUGGCGUUGGACAGCUCAUCUCGCCGCAGUUCUGCCAACAGUCUCUUCCUGAAGGCGAUGGACGGCCGUCCUCGCCGCCGCCGAAGUCUCUACUCCCGCAUCAGCCAGAGUCCUGGGGAGUCCCCCAACGGUCGCCGCUCCAGUCUGAAGGACGGCUCCAGCUUAGAUGUCCCCCCAGCGUCGGAGGGAAACGCCCUCCGACGACCGUCCGCCACCGAGCUGCUGCUGGCGCCGCUCAAACAGUUUGUCUCCCAGAGCCAGAAAGCUUUCGAGUACCUGAGCCCAAACUCCCUGGAACACACCACUGCCUCAGCCGAAGAGGGUGACUCUUAGACUUUGCUUCAGUCUGUAGCCCCGCCCCCAAUGAGCAGCCACCGCCAGUACCCGCCUCUGAUAACGGGUUUUCUGCCUGAGCUGCAGCUGUCUUGACUUUUAAAUAGAAACAAUUUUCAAAUUACUGCUAAGUGUCGGGGUUGGGCAAGAGGAAUUAUGGGUAAUGCAGAAUAUCAGUGAGACUUUUUAUCUUAAGCUGUGACCGAAUUCCCCCCACUCACUAUACAGAGCGUUCUCCAUUUUCCAGUGCUGUCCCAAUCUACUAUUCCAAAAUCGAGUCAACUAGAAAUUUCCCAGAAGUCUUUGUAAAAAACUAGCAUGCAUCGAUAAUCACUAGAUUAGUGA